This is a messenger RNA of Thalassophryne amazonica, 1500 nucleotides long. RefSeq names its product 1-acylglycerol-3-phosphate O-acyltransferase 3 (gene agpat3). Gene Ontology annotation, cellular component: endoplasmic reticulum; endomembrane system. NCBI's taxonomy places the organism in Eukaryota, Metazoa, Chordata, Actinopteri, Batrachoidiformes, Batrachoididae. The record is from RefSeq and is a predicted model, not a curated record. The transcript has 10 exons. Bases 244 to 1377 code for a protein of 377 amino acids. Gene Ontology annotation, molecular function: 1-acylglycerol-3-phosphate O-acyltransferase activity.
UUUGAGCAAUUUACUGUGGUUUUGAUUUGGCGAGAUAAGAAGAGUCAAAAUGCUGAACCAGAGUGCGGUGAUGAUCUUCACUGGUAUUUGUGGGGCAUUAGUGGUCAUGGCAAUGGCCUACUACAUCUACUGGUCCAUAGUUUUGGCUGAAGGACCGUGUAAACGAGGCUUGUAAAAGGAUCCCACCGUGGUUGGUCAUUGUGUAUAGAGAGGAGCCAGAUCAGCUCUCCAGGCUCCUCAGCCAUGGCUUUGCUGGCCUACGUGAAGAGCCUGUUCAUCCUGCAGCUGCUGAUGGGCUUUGUGUUUGUUGUGAGCGGACUCAUCAUUAACUUCAUCCAGCUGUGCACCUGCAUCCUCUGGCCGAUUAACAAGCAGCUCUACCGCAGGAUCAACUGCAGACUCUCCUAUUCCCUCUGGAGUCAGCUGGUGAUGCUGCUAGAGUGGUGGUCAGGCACAGAAUGCACCCUAUACACAGACCAGGCUACGGUGGACAGGUUUGGCAAAGAGCAUGUCAUUAUCAUCCUCAACCACAACUUUGAGAUCGACUUCCUGUGUGGCUGGACCAUGUGCGAAAGAUACGGUGUCCUUGGGAGCUCCAAGGUGCUAGCAAAACAUGAGCUGCUGAAGGUGCCUCUGAUUGGAUGGACCUGGUACUUCCUAGAAAUUGUCUUUUGCAAAAGAAAAUGGGAGGAGGACCGAAAAACUGUCUUCAGUGACCUGGAAAGGCUUAAAGACUAUCCUGAAUAUAUGUGGUUUCUGCUGUAUUGUGAAGGUACCCGCUUUACAAAGAAAAAACAUGAAAUCAGUAUGCAGGUAGCAGAAAGCAAAGGUCUGCCCAUCCUCAAAUAUCACCUCCUACCCCGAACCAGAGGAUUUACUACCACGCUGCACUGUCUCAAGGGGACAGUAACUGCUGUGUACGAUGUGACUCUGAACUUUCAAGACAAACAAACGCCAACUCUCCUGGGCAUCGUCCAAGGCAAGAAAUACAAAGCGGACAUGCAUGUAAGACGGUUCUCUGUGCAGGACAUCCCAAAUGAUGAGCAGCAGUGUGCUGCAUGGCUGCACAAGCUCUACCAGGAGAAGGAUGCCUUACAGGAAAUAUACCACAAAGAAGGUCGGUUUCCAGGCCCCAAAAUAAUUCCACCUCGUCGGCCGUGGACGCUGCUGAACUUCAUGUUCUGGGCCACGCUGCUGCUUUCACCCCUCAUCAACUUCGCUUGUGGCGUGGCCGUGAGUGGCUCCCCCCUCCUCAUCAUCGGCUUCCUCAUCUUCCUCAUCAUAGCUUCCGUAGCUAUCCGCCGCCUAAUAGGGGUCACUGAAGUCAAGAAAACGGGCUCCAGUUAUGGGAACCAGGAAUCCAAGAAACAAAACUAAACCCUGCCACGUUUGCCAAGUACAGACGUACGGUCUCUCUGUGGUCUCUUACCCAGUCUGUUGACUUCAUACAAGUUGGUGUGUUAGUAGACCAGGCAGGAGACACACAGGACGUGCAGCGGA